Messenger RNA from Lycium barbarum (goji berry), 1053 nucleotides. RefSeq lists its product as uncharacterized. The coding region runs from base 110 to 544 and encodes 144 amino acids. Gene Ontology annotation, biological process: tRNA splicing, via endonucleolytic cleavage and ligation. The transcript is spliced from 4 exons. Gene Ontology annotation, molecular function: tRNA 2'-phosphotransferase activity. NCBI's taxonomy places the organism in Eukaryota, Viridiplantae, Streptophyta, Magnoliopsida, Solanales, Solanaceae. The record is from RefSeq and is a predicted model, not a curated record.
AAUGAGUCAGCAGGAGGAGGAAGAACACCUUAUUGCUGCUUUGCGUUAGACUUCACCGUUGGGUUUUUAUUACGGGUCCGACCCAGAGAUCCAAUUGGAGCUUGUACCCAUGUUCACUUGUAUACGACUUGUACGUUGCCGCUUCCUAAUUGUUCCUUCACCUCUUUUCACAUCCUUCAUCUCUUCUUCUUUCCCUUCUUCAAUGGAAAACACGGGUGGUUUCCACAAGCCUUCUUCAUCCUCUGCCUUUUCUCAUUCCAAUCCAAGCGGUGGUAGAGGAAGAGGAAGAGGACUGGACACGAGGGAUAAUAAGGAAAGAUCAGGGGGCCGUGGCGGUGGUGGCAAAGAUAAAAUUGAUGCUCUUGGUAGACUCUUGACACGCAUUUUGCGGCACAUGGCCUCUGAGCUAAACUUGAAUAUGAGGAAUGAUGGGUAUGUGAAGGUGCAAGAUAUGUUAAAGUUAAACUUGAAAACAUUUGCAAACGUCCCAUUGAGGUCUCACACAAUUGAUGAUGUCAAAGAGGCAGUACGGAAGGAUAACUAGCAAAGAAUGGGCCUUUUGGAAGAAAAUGGAGAGCUUCUGAUACGUGCCAACCAAGGCCAUACAGUAAAGGUACUUUUUUCUCCGUAAAGUGGAUUAAUGUUAUUUCCUUGGAUAUUUCAGAUGGAAAUUAGUUGGAUUAAUCUGUCUAUAAGUUAUGGCAUUCAGAGUGGAGGAGCCUCUAGAGGGUACUUCUACUAUAGUUGGAUGAAUUCUGAUGAAUGAAGAAGUUAAUUCUCAACGUAAUUGGAAAUGAGAAGAGAAAGAGGGGGAGAACGAAAGGCUGGAACGUGAGAGAUCGAACAUGGAUUUUAUUCUGUCCGUGCACAUUAGUGGAGUUUCUUUUAUACCUCUAAGCAUAUUUCAUUUAAUGCAAGAAAUUACACCCUUAUUUUGUCACCUAACCGACGAGACAACAGUAAAGAAACUAAAUACAUUUAGACAUUUAAAUAUGCAUCUUUUCUGCUAGAAAUUUGUAUUAGCAAUGAAACACUAUGAUGUAAUUCUCGGUG